Molecule: messenger RNA, 651 nt
Organism: Naumovozyma castellii
Lineage: Eukaryota; Fungi; Ascomycota; Saccharomycetes; Saccharomycetales; Saccharomycetaceae
Exons: 1
Coding region: 1-651 (216 amino acids)
Source: RefSeq, a predicted model, not a curated record
AUGUCCAAUUCAUUAAACGGCUUGGUUCCAACCAAGAAUAUGGACACUAAUACAUUAUUAUUACGGCUUCUACAAAGACAGGAAUUUCAAGAUUACCCCCAAUUAUACGCUAAUUCCGGAAGAGCCCUUGUUACCUCUUACUACAACCACUUCGUUGAUGACGUUCGUUCAAUGCAAAUUAGUGACUAUCAAAUAAUCUACCAUCUCCGUACCAAGAUUCCAAAUGACCACCGUACGAUCUUAGCUCAUUUUUUUGAAGAUUUUCAACUCAACUUCACCAUUAACUGGGACAUCUUCCAACAAUACAUCAAAUAUAUCAUUGAAACCACUGAUAUACCACACUUAAUUGUAAUCCUCAAUCGUAAGGUCGCAAAUUUUGAAUAUUGCUAUAACGUGAAAAGGGUUACUCUACCUUUGCUAUUAGACGAAGUUGAUUUUUACAAAAGUACUUAUCCACAUACAGACAUCGAGUACCGUGAUGUUUACUAUUGGUUUUAUCAGCAUUACCCCAAAGCUUGCUCCCUUGCUUCCAAUCAGCACCUCAUUCCACCAAAACCUUCUUUCCAAAAAUAUCAAAAACACUUUGGGGAACAUUAUUGGGAUACUUUUGCAGGAGCGAUCCGCCCUCAUGGAUCCUUGGAUAAUCGCUAG